Messenger RNA from Hyaena hyaena (striped hyena), 1954 nucleotides. It is a transcript of the gene OTUD1, whose product is annotated as OTU deubiquitinase 1. Lineage: Eukaryota; Metazoa; Chordata; Mammalia; Carnivora; Hyaenidae. Gene Ontology annotation, molecular function: cysteine-type deubiquitinase activity. Bases 96 to 1553 code for a protein of 485 amino acids. The transcript has 3 exons. The record is from RefSeq and is a predicted model, not a curated record. Gene Ontology annotation, biological process: protein deubiquitination.
CGCGCCCGGCCGGCCCCCUCCCCCGGGCCCGGAGGGUGUGCCCCCCUCACCGGGGCUCGCCGCGCCUAUAAGGGGCCCGAGCGGCGGGCAGGGACAUGCAGCUCUACAGCAGCGUCUGCACCCACUACCCAGCCGGGGGACCGGGUCCCACGGCCGCAGCGCCCGCUCCUCCCGCCGCCGCCGCCGCCGCCGCCGCCGCCGCCGCCCCCUUCAAGGUCUCUCUGCAGCCCCCGGGACCCGCCAGCGGCGAGCCAGAGCCCGAGACCGGUGAGUGCCAGCCCGCCGCGGCCGCCGAGCCCCGAGAAGCCGCCGCCGCCCCCGCCGCCAAGAUGCCCGCCUUCUCCUCCUGCUUCGAGAUGGUGUCCGGGGCCGCCGCCCCCGCCGCGGCCGCCGCCGGCCCGCCCGGGGGGUCCUGCAAGCCGCCGCUGCCGCCGCACUACACGUCCACGGCGCAGAUCACGGUGCGGGCCCUGGGCGCCGACCGGCUCCUGCUGCACGGGCCCGAGCCCGGCGCCGCGGCGCCCGCCGCCCAGCGCGGCCGCUGCCUCCUGCUGGCCCCGGCGCCCGGCGCCCCGGUCCCGCCGCGCCGCGGCUCCUCGGCCUGGCUGCUGGAGGAGCUGCUGAGGCCCGACGGCCCCGAGCCCGCCGGCCUGGACGCGGCCCGCGAGGGCCCCGACAGAAACUUCCGACUGAGCGAGCACCGCCAGGCCCUGGCCGCCGCCAAGCACCGAGGCCCCGCGCCGCCGCCGGGCAGCCCGGAGCCCGGCGCCGGCCCGUGGGGCGAGGAGCACCCGGCGGACAGGAGCCUGCGGGGCUGGGAGAGGGCGGGCGACCGCGGCGACCCUCCCGCCGCGGACGAGGCGCGGCGGCCCGACCCGGAGGCCGAGGCGCCCCCGGCGCGGAGCGGCGAGGCCGCCCAGAGCGGCGGCGCCGAGGCGGUGAUCGUCUCCCGGCCGGAUCCCCGGGACGAGAAACUGGCCCUGUACCUGGCGGAGGUGGAGAGGCAGGACAAAUACCUGCGGCAGAGGAGUAAGUACCGCUUCCACAUCAUUCCCGACGGCAACUGCCUGUACCGGGCGGUCAGCAAGACGGUGUACGGGGACCAGAGCCUGCACCGAGAGCUGAGGGAGCAGACGGUGCAUUACAUCGCCGAUCAUCUCGACCACUUUAGCCCCCUGAUUGAGGGCGACGUGGGGGAGUUCAUCAUCGCCGCUGCUCAGGACGGGGCGUGGGCCGGGUACCCGGAAUUGCUGGCCAUGGGGCAGAUGCUGAAUGUGAAUAUACACUUAACUACUGGAGGGAGGUUGGAGAGCCCCACGGUGUCUACCAUGAUUCACUACUUGGGCCCCGAGGAUUCCCUACGGCCUAGUAUUUGGCUCAGUUGGCUCAGUAAUGGACAUUAUGAUGCGGUGUUCGAUCACUCCUAUCCUAACCCGGAGUAUGACAAUUGGUGCAAGCAGACUCAAGUGCAGAGAAAACGCGAUGAAGAACUUGCCAAAUCCAUGGCCAUAUCCCUGUCCAAAAUGUACAUUGAACAAAAUGCAUGCUCUUGAAGUGUCUGGAAACGUACAUCCUGGGAGAAUUGCAUACGUAACUUGUGUUGGGAGAAUUACGAACUCUAAUCAGGGUGAGAAAGUUGAACUCUAAAAUUUUACCAUGGUAUUCGGUGUGCUCUUAUGGAGGAAAAGCAUUAGAGAAUAAAAAUAGGGUUUAAACCUUUGGACGUCUGAUAAUAUGCAGUGAAAUUCGAACUGUACUGAUGAUAUAAUAGGACUGGAGAAGAGGAACAACAUCCCGAGGACAUUCUCCGCUGUCACUUCACCGUCUUGGUCAUCUUGCCGGAAAGUGCCAGACGUGGGGGGAGGGGGGUUGUUAACAAUUACGUUUUUUUCUUCCUACUCUAAAUCUAAACAAUACUCCUAUCUCAAUAAACAGUCGAUGCCUGAACCAGAAA